UCCAUGAUCUUGUAUUAUGAUUAUAGUUUUUCAUAAUAGCGCCCUCUGACGGGCAAGUGCAAGCGUCAUCUUCUUCUUCUUCUAGUGUUUACUGGCAAUGAGUAAAACUCGUGCUGCCAUCACCCGGUGUUCUUCAGAUGUAUAUACGUGACUACAUCAUCUCGCCAUCAUCAGCAUCAGCUGUUUACAAGUUGUAGCAGCGUUGAUGUUAAGUGUUGAGUUCAAUCCAGAAUUGAGAGUGUAGGCAUAUUAACGAGGCAAUUGUCUAACAAAACUAUUAGUAUUUUCCAACAAAAAGAGUGCAAAUUUUUUUCUUACUAAAUUUGUGUGCUUGAUUUCUCGGGUGUGGAAUGAUAAUUUUGCAAGAUUCAAAUUAUAAAUCCAGCUAGCCAUGAUGUUCGCAGAACUAAUUUUUUGGAAAUCAAAAAGAAAGACUCGCUAGGUAUCGUAAACAAGUGGUAAAGACAAAAUUAUGAAUCCUAGUGAAAAAUUAGCUCUUGUACGUACAAUGUAGGCCAUUGUAAAUCAACACACAAACCUCUGUUGUUCAUUAUUCAUAAUAUAUUUAGUAAAAUGGAAGAAAAGUGGUACAACUUGAGUCAGUUGAGUAUUCAAGAGCCUCGUUCGACUGCUUACUAUGUUGUCAUUAAAGCAACUAUUUUGAGCCAUCUAAAAGGCAAAUGUGCCGCAAACAUUGGCAAAGUCAUUCCAGGUAUGCUAGUAGAGGUAAUUGGAAAUGAGAGCAAUGAAGCAUUGAGAGUGAAACUAUAUAGUACAAGCCAAGAUGAAAUCUGGCACCAAACAGAAUGGAGAUGCCAUCCAAUCGAUCUGCUAUCUGUAUCCCCAUUAAUUUGGAGGCUUUUGUGCUCUGUAUCAAGUUUGCAAGAAAGGAUACGCUUAGCAACUAAUAAACAGUUCUGCAAGAAUGUUGAGGAUAUUGGACCUAAUAGCAAAGUUUGGUAUUGUCAAGAUUCCCAGAAUCCUGUAUCGUAUUUAGCAAAUGUUAAAUUUGUUGGUCCUGUACCAGAACUUGGAGAUGGAUAUUAUUUUGGCUUGGACCUUCUUGAUAAUCCAGAUAUUUGCAAAUCAUCACCAUUGUCUAAUACCUACUUUAGAACUUACAAUUCACCAGGAACUUUCGCAACAAUCAGCAACAUAGAACCAAAAAAGACUGCUGCCUUAGAAGCUAUUAAAAAUUUUGAAAAGAAUUUCUUAUCCAAUGAUAUACUACAACCCAAGAAAACUGACAAUUUUUUUAUCAAAAACAAAGGUACUAGUGACAAUGCUGACAACAAAAGAAAUGCAGUCUCUUCAAAAAAGGAUAAAUACUCGUUACUUGCAGAUAAUGACAAUAACAAUCAAGCAACUGGCAGCCAACAAGCAACUACCUUCAAUGUAGGAAAAGGUUUACCACAUGAAGAGGUUAAUGAAAAUAAAAAAUUGUACAGGAAUUUAAAGAGCUUUGAUCCUUUGAAUUCUGACGAUGAAAUGGAUGAGGUGGAUAAACAUGCCAAAAAUAUUCAACAUCCUAUCAAUACUGGUGAUUUAAGUGUUGGUUCAUGUGUCAAAGUUCUCGUGGAUAAGGAUACGCAUUAUGGUAUUAUACGUGGGAUAGGAUCGCAUACCAACUCUAAUUCAAAAAAAUUAAUGGCAGCCAUUGAACUAGAUGGUAUUCAUCCCUUGGCUACUGAUGGCACUCACGAAAAUAAAAGAUAUUUUCAAUGCAAUCAACAAAAAGCUUGGUUUACUAAUCUAAAAGAUUGUCACCAAUAUGAUAUGGCAGCAAGCAGCUGCUAUUAUAAUCCAAAAGCAUUGCAUGAUUCUAAAUUACUUGAAAGUCUAAACACGAAUCAAGCUGUGCCUCCUAUAUCUGUGAAAGGAGAUCUUGAAGAAAUAUGUGGACAAUACCGAGGUAUACAAGGCCAUCACAACUCGUGCUAUUUAGACGCUACACUUUUUAGCAUGUUUGCUUUUACGUGUGUAUUUGAUAGUCUUUUAUUUAGGCCACCUUAUGAAAAAGACUGUCCACAAUAUGAAGAAGUUCAAAGGGUUUUACGGGAAGAAAUUGUAAAUCCUCUCAGAAAAGAGUUAUUUGUAAAGGCCGAUCGUGUUAUGAAAUUAAGAACUUUGUUGGAAAAAUUAUCUUCUGUUUCAGGUUUAACCAGUGAAGAAAAAGAUCCAGAAGAAUUUCUAACGUCGUUAGUGGCUCAAACUUUAAAUGCUGAACCAUUUUUAAAGUUAAGCUCUGGACAAGAUGCUUAUCACUAUCAACUUUUUGUAGAAAAAGAUGAUAAGCUUAUUUUACCUACAGUGCAGCAACUACUUGAACAAAGUUUUUUGACUAGCAAUAUUAGGUUGAAAGAGGUACCUGCAUGCUUGAUUUUACAGAUGCCACGCUUUGGAAAAUCUUACAAAAUGUAUUCUAAAAUACAACCAACAUUGUUGCUUGAUGUAACUGACAUUAUACAAGAUUCUCCAAGACAGUGCACAGUUUGUGGUAAACUGGCAAAAUUUGAGUGUAAAGAGUGUUAUGGACAAUGUGGAGAAGGAUUAGAGAGUAUAGCUUUCUGCCAAGAAUGUCUUGAAAAGGUACAUUGUCACGAAAGAAGAACCAAUCAUGAGCCUAAAACUCUUACUGUACCAAUAGAAUAUGACAUUUUAAAAGAGCAUUGUUCAGUGCCGCGUUUGUAUUUGGAACUGCUGGCUGUUGUAUGCAUCGAAACAUCUCAUUAUGUAUCAUUUGUAAAAUGUGCACCUGGCUCAGAAGCACCUUGGUGUUUUUUCGAUUCUAUGGCAGAUAGAAAGGGAGAACAAGAUGGUUACAAUAUACCAGAAAUGGUUCCAUGUCCAGAUUUUCCAUAUUGGUUGAGUGAAGAGGGAGCUAGUUAUUUAAGUACACUGAAAGAUGAUCGUUCGCUUCCAGAACAUGCCAAAAGACUUUUGUGUGAUGCAUAUAUGUGUAUGUAUCAAUCGCCUGACGUUAUGAUGUAUCAGUGAAUUGACAAUUAUUUUUACAUAUACAUACGAAAUUAAUGUAACAAAUCCUUUUUUUAUUUUGAGAUAAGGUAAUAGCAAAUUCAUUUUUGUUCUUUUCAUUUAAAAUUUUAUCGUUUAAAUGUAUAUGUACAAAGAAACAAAGUAUUUUAAUAGAUUUUUUGUUAAAAUCUAUUGGUCAAGUUGAUAAAAAUUAUUUCUAAAUUGUUUUAUGAUACUUUUAAAUCAACCGAAAAGCUUAAAAUAUUCAACUAAUAUAAUAUGAAGAUAAUCUGUUAGGGCAUACGAUUGUUUGUAAUAUAUGUAUGACUUUUGCAUCUUCUUGAUUUAAGUACUGGGACAAAAGUAAUAGGGUUUACCAACUAGUAGUUGAUAAAAGUCAGUAGCGAGUGAUGUAACCCUAAAAAAAAUUUUUUAAUUUUGAAUUGCAGAUUAAAAAUGCUUGAAAAUUAUCAACAUUUUUAGAAUUGGAAUUUUUGGUAAAAAUUUCUUAUUGUACAUACAUACGAGAAAAAAGAGUUUAUCCACUCUCUUAUUGAAGGCACUGUUACAGAAGAAAAAUUGGCUUAUUUACGACUUGGAUUUGAAUUUUUCUAUGUUUUGUUGAACAAUUAAUACAGCCCGUUUUUUAAAAAU
Messenger RNA from Nasonia vitripennis (jewel wasp), 3630 nucleotides. RefSeq names its product ubiquitin carboxyl-terminal hydrolase CYLD (gene CYLD). The transcript has 11 exons. Gene Ontology annotation, cellular component: cytosol. Gene Ontology annotation, molecular function: K63-linked deubiquitinase activity; cysteine-type deubiquitinase activity. Bases 574 to 2997 code for a protein of 807 amino acids. Gene Ontology annotation, biological process: protein K63-linked deubiquitination. NCBI's taxonomy places the organism in Eukaryota, Metazoa, Arthropoda, Insecta, Hymenoptera, Pteromalidae. The record is from RefSeq and is a predicted model, not a curated record.